Molecule: messenger RNA, 2826 nt
Organism: Alternaria hordeiaustralica
Lineage: Eukaryota; Fungi; Ascomycota; Dothideomycetes; Pleosporales; Pleosporaceae
Exons: 2
Coding region: 1-2826 (941 amino acids)
Biological process (GO): maintenance of protein localization in endoplasmic reticulum
Cellular component (GO): endoplasmic reticulum membrane
Source: RefSeq, a predicted model, not a curated record
AUGAACGGGGCAGAAACACGGAUAUACGGUGAAUCGCAUACGCUGGGCCAGCUCCCCACGCCUUCCUCGACGCCCGAACCGGACGAUGUGGCACCUCCGAGUGGCCGCCGCGCCCAUGAAGCCAAAAGCGAGGAACCGCUGCAGAACAUGACGAAUGGCGCCAAAGCCGAGCCAAACAGCGCAAUCAGCUCCAGUGCGCCGAGCAGGAGGCCCAGCGUACACGAAGAGGCCAUUCUCUCCGACACCAGCGAGAAGAUACGGCCUAUCAAGCGGCCUGGAGACGGGCGGCGGAGGAGCAGCGUUUCCGAGCACGAGAAGAUUCUCAAACUCAGUCCUCGCCAGAUCCAGGAACUCACGAGCGAGCCUGCGAGCAUUCCCAUCCGAGCAGCCACGCCGAUUCUCGAAGACGAGCUGGAAGACGCCACGCCGCUGGAAGAUGGCGAUGACCAGGGCAGCAACAAGCUCUUGGGUGUUGUGCUAGAGCGACCGGUGGAGCUGAAUGGCGAGGCGAAGAGAGAGAAGGGAUCAAGAGGGCGGGGUGGGCCGCGAGAGAAAGAAGUCGUCCUGAUCAAGACACCUGCAACUGAACUGCGCAACGGCCGCCCGGUGCUUUCCUCACGAUCCGUCACUACGCCCUCGCUCCCACGAAGGACCACGUCAAGGUCGCGAUCACGCACACACAACCAGACACAAGAGACUGAGGAUCGGAGGCAUGGCAGGCAUGUUCCUCCACCCUUGAGUCUGGACCACAGAGAUGGCACGUCCAAGGGCCAUGACCGACACAAGGAGACGCGCGAGAUACGUGAGCAGGUCUCUCCGACACAAAUCGCCCUCCCGCUGCCGCCAAUGUCGAUGCCUACCUUUCUCUCCCUAGAACUCUCUGCGAGUCGUCCCUCUCCAUUGUACAUAUACCGCCCAGCGACGACAGACUUUCCAUACGAAACAUCCGAGAUCAAGUACGAGCGCUUGCUCAACUUCCUGAGGAUACCGCUGAAGAUCGAGGGCAUACUUGGAUUUGGAGCGCUAGCUUGUCUGGACGCAUGGAUGCACGUCUUGACAAUCCUGCCCCUUCGCUUUCUGCUCGCCAUCGCCAUUCUUGUCAAAUGGUGGGGUUCAGUCAUCGUGAAGGAGUUUCGCGAUCUUUGGGCUUUUGUGUACGAUGGCCUUCCUCGCCUUUGGCAGCGCAGAAAGCAGACCGAUGGCCCUACACCAUUACCAACACCAGCCGAGGAGGUGCCUCCGUCCAUGUCACGGAAGCCAUCUUCCUCAACUGUUCCCUCAGCCAACGCCACAGCUAGGCAGAAUCCUCAGAUGUCGACGACUUUCAAGUUUCCAGACAUGAACGAGCUCAGGGCGCGCCGGCCUCGAAACUCCCGAUUCCGUCACCGCCGUACCAAGUCCACGCCUUCUACACUACAACCCAGCCACAAAGCAGACAUACUGAAAGGUCUACUGGUCAUUGCCAGCUGCUUCGUCUUGAUGCGCUUCGACGCGAGUCGCAUGUAUCAUGGCAUUCGUGGACAGUCAGCUAUCAAGCUGUACGUCAUCUACAACGUCCUCGAGGUCUGUGAUCGCCUGCUCUCAGCCGUCGGUCAAGAUGUGCUGGAAUGCCUCUUUUCUCGCGAGACGCUAGACCGUAAUCCCGACGGCAGGAGCAAGGUCCUCCGUCCAUUUGGAAUGUUCGCACUUGCACUGGUAUACACUGUCGCUCAUGCUACCGCGCUGUUCUACCAAGUGAUAACGCUGAACGUGGCCGUCAACUCCUAUUCCAACGCACUACUGACGCUCUUGAUGUCCAACCAGUUCGUCGAAAUCAAGGGCACGGUGUUCAAGAAAUUUGAGAAGGAGAACCUUUUCCAGAUCACCUGCGCAGAUAUCGUAGAGCGCUUCCAGCUCUGGCUUAUGCUUCUCAUCAUUGCAAUGCGCAACGUCGUCGAAGUUGGUGGAUUGAGCAUUCAAAGCAGCGACACCUCUUGGACAGCCAUGUUCACAGGUUCUGCCAACGUUUCUUCUGCGACCUCGUUCAAGGCUACGAGUAUCAUACCUAUGAGCUUUACUAUCUUUCCAAAGUACAUUGCACAGGUACUCAAUCCGUUCCUGCUGGUGUUGGGUAGCGAGAUGUUUGUCGAUUGGCUGAAGCAUGCGUACAUUACCAAGUUCAAUCAGUACAAGCCAGAGGCUUUUGCUGACGCGGACUUGACACGACGUCUUGGUCUGCCAGUUAUACCACUGUCAUGCCUCUUCAUACGUGCUGCCAUCCAAACCUACCACAUGUUCAUUGCGAUGCACAUGCCGCCCCCCCUCCACACCACAUCAACAUCCCUCUCUUCGGACCCGACAUCCUCCCCCACAACGACCGCAGCACUAGCCCACAUCGACCACGUCUUCCGCCGCGCCCUAGGUCGCUCCUCCUUCGGUGCCGGCAUCCCCUCCCAAGCCUGGUACAAUCCAUUCUCCUACACGCUCGACGACCUCAUCGCCGGCUCCACCAUGCUCAUCGUCUUCCUCGUCGGCUACCUCAUCUUCCUCGCUUUCAAACUCAUUCUCGGUAUGCUCCUCCUAUCUGUCAGCCGUAAACGGUACCACGGUAUGCAGGAGCGAGAGAAGAUGAACGUGGAAACAGGGGGUAAGAGAAUUGGGGGCUGGGGCGUUGUAGACGUCGAUGAGGAGAAGAGGAAGGUGAUUUACGAUGACGACCCUGAGACGCUGAAGAGGUUGAGGGAGAGAGAUGAGAAAAGUAGGAAGAAGGAGGCGGAGGAGAGGGAGAGAGGGACAAGUUUUGGGCAUGUUAGUCGGUAUGCUAUGGUUGCCAAGAGGAUUUGGUGA